Neocloeon triangulifer is the source of this 814-nucleotide messenger RNA. It is a transcript of the gene ix, whose product is annotated as mediator of RNA polymerase II transcription subunit 29. Gene Ontology annotation, biological process: regulation of transcription by RNA polymerase II. Gene Ontology annotation, molecular function: transcription coregulator activity; transcription factor binding. Gene Ontology annotation, cellular component: mediator complex. Bases 107 to 712 code for a protein of 201 amino acids. Lineage: Eukaryota; Metazoa; Arthropoda; Insecta; Ephemeroptera; Baetidae. The record is from RefSeq and is a predicted model, not a curated record. The transcript is spliced from 5 exons.
GUUGUUGUUUUUUGGUGUUUUUGCCGUUUUGGUGUCUUUUUACAAAAACAAGAAGGUUUUUUCCAAAUUUGUGGCCCUUUUGAGUAGUGAAAACCUAAAAAGAAAAAUGCAGAACAUGCCUAUGGGCCCGAUGCAAAUGAAUCCAGGCAUUCCGCCGGGAGGAAUGCAAUCGCCAAUGCAACAGCCGCCUCCAACUUUGCAGCAGGCCCAGAUGCAGGCCCAAAUGCAAGCCCAGCAACAGCAGCAACAACAACAACAGCAGCAGCAGCAUCAAGAAAAAAUGGAAAAUAUCUCAAAUGUGUCCAAAGUGAAGGCGUUAGUUGGUCCUUUGAAAGAAUCUCUUUCGACAACACUUAAAACUGCGGCCCAAGCCUUGCACCAAAACAGUUUAAUAGAUUUAGGAACCAUAAAAGGAAAUGAGGCAGCAACAUACAAGUUUGACAAAAACCUGGAAGAAUUUUUCUCCUAUUGCGACCAAAUAGAACUGAAUUUGAAAACAGCAAUCGAAUGUGCUUCACAGGGAGCAAGCAGUCAUAGGUAUUUGCCAAUGCCUGUUUCACUGACUCGAAUGGAGACGGGUUUGGUGACUCCGCAGCAAGACUCUCUUUCCUACUCGCAGUUUCUCAAUGUGGCCAAACAGCAAGUCGCCUACGCCAGAGAACUUCACGACACUCUUCAAGCUGCUGCCCAAGCCGUCAGCUCUAAUGAUUGAAGAAUUAUUGCAUUUCCACACUCCUUAUUUUUAUUUUCACAAGAAGUUAUUUAUAAAAUAAGAAAAAGCAGUUUGGCAAAUAAAUUUGGAUUUAUUAAUGGC